GUGUAGAGCUGCUCGCAGUACAGCAACGCAGGCUGAGCCAGCUGCUGUAUGUCCUUUGCUGACAUGGAUACUACCCCUGGCGACUGUUGAAACUAUCCUCCAUCUAGCUGGGGAGCCGAAACUAAGGACGCGAACAGGACCUAUAACUUAAUGAAUGGGUGCUCUCGUGUGAAAGCAAUUGUUUAGCCAUGUCCAAAAACCUGAAAAAGAAAAACCAUUGGACCAACAAAGUCCACGAGAGUGUUUUUUGCAGGAAUAAAGAAGGAGAGCUCGGGUUCGAGUUGAAAGGAGGCGCGGAGAAUGGACAGUUUGCCUACAUCGGUGAGGUUACACCAGGCAAGGUGGUCUACCAGAGCGGCAAACUGUCCCAAGACGAACUACUCCUUGAGGUCAAUGAUACGCCUGUGGCCGGAUUGACCAUUAGGGACGUCCACGCAGUGGUCAAACACUGUAAAGACCCCUUUCGCCUAAAGUGUGUCAAACAAGGGGGUGUUAUAGACAAGGACCUGCGCCACUACCUCAAUCUGCGCUUUCAGAAGGGCUCAGUGGACCACGAGCUCCAACAGAUCAUCCGGGACAACCUCUACCUCCGCACCGUCCCCUGUGGAGGAUGCUGUGUGACGAGGGCUUGGCUUCCCCCACUCUAUCAUCAGCAUCUGGACCACAGGCAGACACAGCAGGCACGUUUUCCGGCUCGUUUAUUCUAAAAAAGGAUGCGGGUUAUAACCAAGUGCACUCAGGGAGUCUGAUGACCCAACCCCUUUUUUAGGACCCAAUUUGCAGGACUCAUACUAACUUCUACUAACCAGCAUGUAUUUAUUCAGAGAUAGUUUUUACACGGAGUGAAAUGAACAUGUUUUCACAGUUUGUGUUCUUGUAUUGUGAUAGGGCAGUGUUGCUUGUGUAUUUGAAUUUCGGUUCAUAUGAUUCAGCUCACCUCAUGGAGAUAGUCAUGCUGUAUCCGUUUGGGUUUUUAAGAGUUCUACAUAGUUGAACAUGUGCUUGAACAUGAAGGAAUGGAAAUCAUUCCUUCUCUAGGUUUUUCCUUCCUUCCAUCCUUCCUACCUUCCUUCCUUCCAUCUUUCCCUUCUUCCAUCCUCUUCUUGGGGGCUGAGCCAGGAGAUAUCAUUAGGAUCCUUUCUCCUCUUUCUUCUGUGGAUUUGGGAAAUCAGAAGUACAAAAAGAGCUGUU
Messenger RNA from Hypomesus transpacificus, 1191 nucleotides. Its product is annotated as membrane-associated guanylate kinase, WW and PDZ domain-containing protein 2-like. Gene Ontology annotation, molecular function: signaling receptor complex adaptor activity; type II activin receptor binding; SMAD binding. Gene Ontology annotation, biological process: receptor clustering; signal transduction. Bases 189 to 707 code for a protein of 172 amino acids. The transcript is spliced from 3 exons. Gene Ontology annotation, cellular component: cytoplasm; dendrite. Lineage: Eukaryota; Metazoa; Chordata; Actinopteri; Osmeriformes; Osmeridae. The record is from RefSeq and is a predicted model, not a curated record.